UAUACACCCUUAAACCCCCUAACAACAUUUUGUAUCCAAUUUCUUUCAUUAUUUCUUCUUCAAAGACUCAAUUUUUAUCAAUGGCUUGUUCCAUAAAGCACUCACCUUUAUCAAUCACACCUUCAAAUUUUAUUCCAAAAAGGGGUUAUAAUAAUUCAAAUCUUGGAUUUUUACAACUCCCAUCAAUUCCAAAAACAAAGAUUAAUAAAAAAUGGGAUAAAAAACCUCUUUACAUAUCAAGAAUUGGUAAGCCAUUGAUAUGCAAAGCAUAUGAAGCUGCUGAUAAAUCACAGCCAUUGGAUGUAAACAUUGAGUUACCAAAACAAUCAAAGGAUGUUGUUAGUGCUCAGAAGGUUAAGAUUAGUAUAUAUUUUGCUACAUGGUGGGCAUUGAAUGUUGUUUUCAAUAUAUAUAAUAAGAAAGUUCUUAAUGCUUAUCCAUUUCCAUGGUUAACUUCUACUUUGUCACUUGCUACUGGUUCAUUGAUUAUGUUGAUAUCAUGGGCUACAAGAAUUGCUGAAUUCCCAAAAACUGAUCUUGAGUUUUGGAAGACUCUGUUUCCGGUUGCAGUUGCUCAUACAAUUGGGCAUGUAGCAGCCACAGUUAGUAUGUCUAAAGUUGCAGUUUCCUUCACUCAUAUAAUCAAGAGUGGUGAACCGGCUUUUAGCGUAUUGGUUUCAAGGUUUUUGCUUGGUGAGACAUUUCCGCUUCCGGUAUAUUUGUCGCUUGUGCCAAUCAUUGGUGGUUGUGCACUUUCAGCUGCUACUGAGCUCAAUUUCAACAUGACUGGUUUUAUGGGGGCAAUGAUAUCAAAUCUUGCAUUUGUGUUCCGGAAUAUAUUCUCAAAGAAAGGAAUGAAGGGGAAGUCCGUUAGCGGGAUGAACUAUUAUGCGUGUUUGUCUAUUAUGUCUCUGUUAAUUCUAACGCCUUUUGCAAUUGCAAUGGAGGGCCCCCAGAUGUGGGCAUUAGGUUGGCAAAACGCUGUCUCUCAGAUAGGACCCAAUUUUGUUUGGUGGGUGGCUGCGCAAAGCAUAUUCUAUCACUUGUAUAACCAGGUGUCUUAUAUGUCCUUGGAUGAGAUUUCUCCCCUAACGUUUAGCAUAGGAAAUACAAUGAAGCGGAUAUCUGUCAUAGUUUCCUCUAUCAUAAUCUUCCAAACGCCUGUCCGACCCGUCAAUGCACUUGGAGCUGCCAUUGCAAUCCUGGGAACCUUCAUUUAUUCACAAUCAAAACAAUAAGGUAGUCUACUAGAGGGAUAUCGAGAUCCAUGGAGGUGACUGGAGGUACAGAGAUGUUGUUGCAGCUUUUAUUGCUCUUUCUCGCGUUAGCUCAGCGAGGAUCGGAGGGUUCAUUAUCUUUUAAUCCAGUUCUUUUAUUCUCCUGUUGAGUUUUUCUCUUUUUCUUUGUCCAAAGUGGGAUGAGGUAGAUAUGCAAGUUGUGGGAAAAUAAUGUGUAGCAAAUGACUAGACAGUUGAUAUUCUUUAGUAUAAGUAGAGGCAAUAUUAAGUUAUUUCUGCAUCUACACUCUUCUAUACUAUCCCAACCCAGGGCCUUAUACCUGGCUUGAACCCGUCAACCAGUUCGGUUAAAUCGGUAACCGGAAUCGGUAAAACCGGUUAACCGGUUCCGGGUAACCGUUUAAUUAUUACCGGUCCAGUUCCGAUUUUUUUGAAACCAGAACCGGUUAAACCGGUAAAACCGGAACCGGACCGGUUAAACCGGUGAAAUAAAAAAAAAUUAUAGCCGUUGGCCUUGGGCCUUUGUCCGUUAAUGGACCGUUGGCAACGGUCCAUUUGCAAAAAUGGUUGUUGCCAAACGGUCAUAAAAUUAAUUUUUGGCCCCCUAACCCCCCAAACUUUUUUUUAACACUUUAACCCAUCCCCCACCACUAUAUAAACCCUUCUUCAUUUUCAUUUUAAUUCACACCAAUUCACUUUUCUUCUCUUUCUCUCAAAUCUCAAUCUCUCAAUUAUAGUUACUUUGCAAUAAUUAGCCACAAAGUCUUAUUAUAGUUUCAACUUUAAAUUAUCAAUUUUGCAAUUAUAAUAUUGUUGGUGGAGUUGGUGAUUUUGCAACAAUCCGAAGUAGCUUUGGUGGAUUUGCAAUUCUAUCCGCCUUCACUUUGUUGGAAAUUAAUCCGGCAAUUUGGUACCUUCGUUCCAACUCUAUCUUUAUUUUUCGCAAUUUAAUUCUAGCAAUUUAUUUUUCGCAAUUUAAUUUACGUAAUUUAAUUCUGGCAAUUUAAUUUGUUGUAAUUUAUUUUCUUGUGAUUUAUUUGAUUGUGAUUUAAAUUAAUUCUAUUUAAUAAUGUCAAAGAGAUUAAGACGUGGUGCCGGCAGUAGUAGUCGUAUUGUUAGGGGUGGGCUUAAUGAGGAAACAUUUGUGGAAGAAACACCUAAUUUAGGUAUUGAUGUUGGUGGAAAUAAUUCACUUUUAGGUCAUGAGGCAAUGCAACAACAUUUUACCGACACUUUUAAUGAAGAUGAUGAUGAUGAAACACAACCCCCCGAAAACCCCAUAGGAGAUACAUGUCCUGCACAAUCACAUACACAAGACAAACCGCCUAGAACUCGUAAGCCAACAGCUAAAGUUUGGAAAUUUAUGACUAAGAAUAGGGAAAACCAAUCAGCUACAUGUACCCUAUGUGGACAAGUAUUUAGUUUUAAGCAAGGUACUGGUAAGGAUGGUGGAACGAGUACACUAAAUGGUCAUAUGAGAACCAAAACAUAUGAAUGUUUGGGGAGAGCAAACGGGUUCAAAUGUGGGGGGUAUUCAAAUGACGAUAGACCCACGAACCGGUAGAAAUUUUAAGUAUGACAAGAAAAAGAGCGUGUAGAAAUAGCUAAAAUGGUAGCUUAUGAUUGUUUACCAUUUUCCUUUCCCUCGGGUUUGGGGUUUGUUACUUACAAUCAACGUUGUUAUAAUCCGUUAUUUGAGGGUAUUCCUAGAAGUACUUGUAGAGUCGAUGUUAUAGAUUUGUUUAAAAAAUAUAGAUUUUAUUUGCGCCAUGUAUUUAAUUCUUUAAAUUGUAAUAUUUGUCUUACCGCUGAUUUGGGUCUUAGUCUUAACAAGUUAGAUUUUCUUGCUAUUACAUGUCAUUGGGUUGAUGAAAACUGGGUUAUGCAAAAAGAAUUAUAGCUUUUUUAUAUGAUUCAAUGUCUACUAUUAUGAGAUUUUUUAACAUUUAUAGAAAAACACUUUGUAUUGUUUUAGAUAAUGCUUCUAAUAAUACAAAGGCGAUAGGUCUUAUAAAAAGAGAAAUAAACUCUCCGCUAAGAAAUAUUUUUCAUGUAAGAUGUAGUUGUCAUCUUAAUUGUUAAAGAUAGUCUUGUGCAUUUUGAAGAUUCUGUUCAAAAAGUUAGAGAUGCGAUUUGCGUUUCUUUUUUGUAAUGCUAAUAGGGGAAGAAUUAGAGAUUUUAAGAAUGCUUGUGUGGAAAAUAACCUUAGACCUAAGAAAAUUCAAGUACAAAUUGAGACUAGGUGAAACUACACUUAAAUUAUGCUACAACAAGCAUAUGAGUAUAGGAUUCCAUACAACAAGUUCACAACAAAUAUAAUACUGAUAGUGAUGAUUGGUUAAAUUAUUCGCAUUGGGAAGAUGUUAAAGAAUGUGUUGACCUCUUAGAAAAAUUUUAUAAUGCAACUCUUGCUUUUUCUAGACAAUUCUAUCCCACGGUAACCGGAAUUUUUGCCUACUUAGCGGAAAUAGCUAGAGUUUUACAAGAGUAUAAAUAUAAACCCGGUUAUCAAGUGGCUAUUUUUGAAAUGAUAAUCAAAUUUUAAGAAG
Molecule: messenger RNA, 3787 nt
Organism: Lycium barbarum (goji berry)
Lineage: Eukaryota; Viridiplantae; Streptophyta; Magnoliopsida; Solanales; Solanaceae
Product: glucose-6-phosphate/phosphate translocator 2, chloroplastic-like
Exons: 5
Coding region: 81-1238 (385 amino acids)
Biological process (GO): transmembrane transport
Cellular component (GO): membrane; Golgi apparatus
Molecular function (GO): phosphoglycerate transmembrane transporter activity; antiporter activity; triose-phosphate transmembrane transporter activity
Source: RefSeq, a predicted model, not a curated record